Molecule: messenger RNA, 1050 nt
Organism: Capronia epimyces CBS 606.96
Lineage: Eukaryota; Fungi; Ascomycota; Eurotiomycetes; Chaetothyriales; Herpotrichiellaceae
Product: solute carrier family 25, member 46
Exons: 1
Coding region: 1-1050 (349 amino acids)
Biological process (GO): mitochondrial L-ornithine transmembrane transport
Molecular function (GO): L-ornithine transmembrane transporter activity
Source: RefSeq, a predicted model, not a curated record
AUGGCAGCCUUCAAAGAUGAGCUGCCAACCGUCGACGGCCUCGAGCCGGUCCACAAGCCAACCCCACCACAUCCUGACCUCGUAACCCCGCCAAAUCAGAGCGUCGAGGCGUUGAAAGACAUUUCCUUUGGGUCAAUAGCAGGAGUGUUGGGCAAAUUUGUGGAAUACCCGUUUGAUACGGUCAAGGUCCGGCUACAAUCUCAGACGACCGAACUUGGGCCUCAUCGGCUUCGAGGACCGCUCGAUGCCUUCUCCGCUGCGUUUCGAGCACCCGAGGGACCUCUGGUCUCGUUGUACCGUGGAAUCAGCGCGCCGCUUCUGGGGGCGGCAAUCGAAACAUCUUCCUUGUUCUUCAGUUAUCGGAUUGCCCAGGACAUCAUUGUGGCGAACUCUGCAUCCCUCCGCCUGCUCCGAGACCAGAACGGCGGUAAAAUCGAGCUCCCUUUUUCUUACCUCCUCGGAUGCGGGGCUGCCUCGGGGGCGUUUACUUCUCUCCUUCUUACUCCCAUUGAGUUGGUGAAAUGCAAAAUGCAAGUCCCUAUCCCACCCUCUGAUAUGGCUGCAAAACUUGGCUACACAAGCGCGCAACCUCCUGGGCCUCUGGCACUAGUCCGCACAAUAUUCCGUACCCAAGGCAUUCUCGGUUUCUGGCAUGGCCAACUGGGGACUCUGAUCCGCGAGACUGGGGGAUCGGCUGCUUGGUUCGGCUCCUACGAGGGUGUCAAGAUGCUGUUCUUGAAAUACGACCCGUCGGUGUCACAGAUAGCGGACGUCAAAGUCUGGCAGCAGAUGUGUGCUGGCGCCGCUGCAGGAAUGUCAUACAACUUUGUCUUCUACCCCGCCGAUACGAUCAAAUCGCGGAUGCAGACCAGCGUUGCCGACGCCGCAGUGGUCAAGAAAAUGACCUUUGCAUCUACGGGUCGUCAAUUAUGGCGCGAGCAGGGGCUCAAAGGAUUCUAUCGUGGCUGUGGAAUCACAGUUUUCCGAAGUGCCCCGAGUUCGGCUAUCAUUUUCAGUAUAUACGAGACCUUGAGGAAGUAUUUUGGGUAG